Molecule: messenger RNA, 3733 nt
Organism: Trichechus manatus latirostris (Florida manatee)
Lineage: Eukaryota; Metazoa; Chordata; Mammalia; Sirenia; Trichechidae
Gene: MRPS10
Product: mitochondrial ribosomal protein S10
Exons: 7
Coding region: 54-671 (205 amino acids)
Cellular component (GO): mitochondrial small ribosomal subunit; mitochondrion
Source: RefSeq, a predicted model, not a curated record
CCCGAGGACGCCGCUGUGACCCCGGAAGCGAUCCUGGGAGAGCGGACGGCAAAAUGGCGGCGCGAGCAGCUAUCGGUGCUGUGUGUCAUCGCCUUUGGCAGGGUUCAGGGAAUUUUUCUGUAAACAAUUCUAAGAGCGGUACAGCCAGAAAUGGUGGCUUUCUUCUCAGUACCAAUAUGAAGUGGAUACAGUUUUCAAACCUGUAUGUUGAUAUUCCCAAGGAUUUGACCAAGCCUACGAUAACCAUUUCUGAUGAACCAGACACAUUAUAUAAGCGCCUGUCGGUUUUAGUAAAAGGCCAUGAUAAGGCUGUAUUGGACAGUUAUGAAUAUUUUGCUGUGCUUGCUGCUAAAGAACUUGGUAUCUCUAUCAAAGUACAUGAACCUCCAAGGAAAAUAGAGCGAUUUACUCUUCUCAAAUCCGUACAUAUUUUCAAGAAGCACAGAGUUCAGUAUGAAAUGAGAACACUUUACAGGUGUUUAGAGCUAGAACAUUUAACUGGAAGUACAGCAGAUGUCUACUUGGAAUAUAUUCAGCGAAACUUACCUGAAGGGGUUGCCAUGGAAGUCACAAAGACAAAAUUAGAACGGUUACCAGAACACAUCAAGGAGCCAAUCUGGGAAACUGUACCAGCAGAAAAAGAAGACAGCAAGUCGCAGAACCUCAGCUAGGCCACUUGCGCCUGGGUUUGAAAUGAGGACCGAGCAGGUGUAUGUGUUUAAAUGAGAUUGCUUGCAGCUAAGACAGUUUUGAGCCCACCUAACUGCUCUGCUGAGCCCAUAACUCUGAUCAGUGACGAGCAGGAUGUAUAACUUUAAUAGUAGAUUGGACUACAGUAGAAUAACUGUGUUAUCUAGGUUUUUAUACUUCUCAUUAUUUCAGAUCUUAUUUUAACAAAUGUGAACAACCUAUUUUGACUACAGUAAGUGAAAAGAAUCAAAUUUUUAUUAUCAGUUCAUUCAUCUGAAAGUGAGUGUUUAAUGUAUUCCUCACACACUUUUUUGUUGUUUAAGGUUCCUGGAAGGAAUCUUUGGUAUUUUUGGUCAGUUUACUGAGCAGUUAAACUUUUGUUAUCUACUUUAGUGACAGAUUAGUAUAUACUAAUUUAGGAGUGGUGACCUCCAAUUUUACCUCAUUUAAGCAUUAAAUUCUUAAAAGUGAGUAGACUUUGUGGCCGAAGAGGCACAUUUGUGACAUGCACUGAACUCUUCCUGUAGCCCAAACCCUUACAGGACUGCCUGUGAAAGAGCCACUGUAAUGGAAUUUGAGCUUCCAAGAAAUUAUUACUUACCGUUUCAUUCAUCCUGUGAUUCACUCAUUCAACAAACUUUUAUGUUGUGUGCUUUGCACCCAGCACAGUAGUAAAUAUCAAAAACUGAAUAGAAGUAAUGGCUUUUGAAAAUUGUGCAAGGCACAGAUAAGUAUAUUUCCUGAUUAUUUCUUCACUGAUAGCCAUUGCCUUUGAGUCAUAGCGACCCUAAAGGACAGGGUAGAACUGCCCUAUGGGGUUUCCAAAGAGCAGCUGAUAGAUUCAAACUGCUGACCCUUUGGUUAGCAGCUAGGCUCUUAACCACUGCGCCACCAGGGCUCUUCUUCACUGAUAGAAGCCCUUUUGGUUAAUGGUACUCUUUUUGCUUGCAGAUGUCUAUUCCUUGAAAUUAAAUUGUAGUUAGAGCACUGAAAGAAGCAAGACACAAAGUGCUGAAGCAGUCGGUAUAUCAACCCCCAGGGAGUGAUUCAGUUCCUUUUUAUAGCAGAAUCAGAUCUGGCUUUUUUGUGGUUUCCUUCACAUAUUUGGGAUAGUUAGGACUUCUCAGUUUUCCUCCUUUAGAUUGCCUCUUCUCUUCCCAACCUACUAUCAGGUAUCAGUGUUUUGAAUACAUACUGCUUAUGUAUGAGAUUUACAUUACUGUCAUUAACAUGAAAAGAGUUGUAGCCCUGUGUCGCAUGACCUCAUUCCACUCAUAACUCAGUUGUUGACUGUGUCAUUCACAAAGGCCCAAAGCAGAAAUCCCAAGGAUAAGCCUCAGGAUAAAAAACUAGUCAAUAAACAACAGUGGUAUAGUGGUUACUGUGUCUACCAAAGCAGCAAUUCAUGACACAUUUUUACUUUAAAAGAAAUAAUUCUUUAAAAAUAUAGACCCACACCUAAGCUGUUUUUGUGGGUUUUUACAGACAGCAUAAAUCGCUGUAUUAUAAGAGGAUGAUUGAUACAUACUAUGUUUUGUAGUAACUUCCAUGUGAGCGCCUUCAGAGGUGUGCAUUUACCUCCAGCUGUUUUUAGACUAAAAAUAAGAACCCAUAAACCAGAUUACUUAGCUGAGCACUUCAGAUUAUAUAUUAAAAUCUCGUUUUAAUACAAGUAUGCAAAUAAGCUGCUCGGUUCAAAAACAGUAGCAUUGUUUCCUUGACAGAAGUAUAGUCGUUUUUAAGCCUACUUCUUGAUAUAAGCAGAGGCGUUUCUUUAUUCGAUAGUCUGAGAAAGUGUUAAAAAAUAAUAUGAGUCUCAAUAAAAUGCAUAUUCUGAAAACUAGAAUUCAUGCCCAGGUCGGGGUGGAAGUAUGUUGAGAGAAGACUGGACCUGACUAGAAAGAACCAGAAAGCAGGUAGGAAGUGAGAUUAUUUUUUACUGAGGAGACACCCUCAGUUCAUUGCUCUCAUAUACCUAUUUGACAAAAGCUUUAAAGUCAAUGUAGGAAUUGUAAAAAGACUUCAAAGCAGCUUAAUUUCAUCCCUCAAUACCAAAGGACACCUUUAAGAAGUAAAAUAAUUGUCAAAUUAAGUGUUGUUUCAAGAUAUCAGUAUCCUAGUUGUCAUUCCCACAGCAAGUCAGUACAGUAUUGUUGAUUUGUCUGAUCUGAAGUAUAUUUUUAUAUUAAAUAAAAUAAUUUUACCAUCUUUUUAAAUGCCUAUGUCUUAACAAUACCAUUUGCCAUUUGUACAAUUGAUAUCCUCAUUAUUUCUCUUCAUUCAUGUUCUAUCCCUUCCUUUACAAGGUUGUUUAUAUGUAAUUGAAAUGGGUGUUUAAUACUUUAGAGUGAUUGGUAUGCUUUCAAAGAGAAUUACUUACAUAUUCCUUUGAUCAUUUAAACAUGUCACAGUAAACAUAUAAUUAUUUUAAACCAGUAGAUAGUUUUUUAAAUUUCUCUUGUCAGCAAGCAUUCUUUUUCUGCAUUAUAUCAUUGAAUUGUUUCUAGCUUUACUACAACAUUAAUGAGUAGCACAGUGGAGAAUGGAUUUUGGAGCCAGACAGCCAGAGUCAGAUAAGAGCUCAUACCCACUAACUGCCAUAAACUUGGGCAAGAUACGUAACCAUGUCAGGACCUCAGUUUACUCAGUAACAUGCGGAAAAUAAUUCCUACUUACUAAAGUUGGAGUAUUAAAUUAGAUAACCUAUAAAGCUCUCAGACACUUGAGUGCUGUAUUGUUUAAAAAACAGCUGGAAAGGACCUCCCCCCUAUCUCCAAGGUGGGGAUAAUACUUACCCUAGAAUAUGGUCAUGAGGUUUAAGUUAGAUAAGAAAACAUGUAACGUGCUUAUUAUGGUAGCCAUGCAUACAUUAGCUCUCCAUUAUGCUAAGCAUUUUACAUAAACAGUCUCAUUUACAGAUAUUUAAUCUUUAUAAACAAUGAAGUAGUUACUGUUAUUAUCUUCAUUUUAUAGAAGGGAAAACCAAGACUUAGAGAGUUAUGACUUGUCUACUUAACCACCCUUUUAGUUUACAGAUGAGGCU